AUGGGAGGACUGUACCAUGGAGAUGUAGCAAGGGGAGAUACUGGCAUGGGGGCGUAUGGCUUCAACACCAUGCGCGUGAAGCAAAAAGACUUCCUCCCCGUAAUAUGGUCCAUGAUAGGCUUCUCUUUCAUCUUCCUCCCCAUCCGCUACUGGACCCGCUGGCGCACCUUCGGCCGCUUCUUCGCAGACGACCUCUUCGCGCUACUCGCAUGGCUCUCCGCUGCCGCCAUGGGCGCUGUAGCUAUCUGGAUGGUCGACUCCAUGUACUGGACCAUGAAUCUCGCCUCCAGCCCCAUCGACCCCUCACUUUUUAACCCCUCCCUCCUCAACUACGUCCGCCGCUACUCUUACGGCACAAACAUCUGCUACAUGCUCAUGUACACGUCACUGUGGAGCGUGAAGCUCUCCUUCCUGCUAUUCUUUUACCGGCUCGGCCCGCGACUCAUCACCGGGAUCAAGUGGCACUGGUGGAGUGUCGCGGUGGUCACUAUGGCGGCGUACGCGGCGACUUUCGCGACCUACCCGUACAUGUGCAGUUUUGGGACGUAUGAGCAGAUCAUGACGCCGUACUGCACCGCCGAGCAGAGCAUGAGCUUUGUGAAUCUAAAGGUGAAUGUGGGGCUGGAUGUCGGGACUGAUGUGCUGAUCAUGACCAUCCCCCUCAACAUCCUCUGGCGCAGCCGCAUCCCCCGCGCCCAAUCCCUCGCCCUCGGCGGCGUCUUCUCCCUCGUCCUCGUCACCAUUACCAUCGCCAUCGUGCGCGCCGCGCUGUCCACCGUCGGCGUAACAAAGCAGAUGGACUCACCGUGGGUGCUCGUCUGGAGUGCCGCGGAAGCCAACAUCGCCAUCGUUGUCGCGUGCAUUGGGUCGUUUCGGAUGCUGUUUGUUGUUGCUAAUCGGAGGGAGGAGGGGAUGCGGCGUGGGGAGAUUGAUAUCAGGGGGUUGGGUUUGGGUGCGAGGAGAAGGAGGAUGGUGGUCAAAAGUACGACGGUAGAAGGGGGCCAGAGUGUUGAGGAGAUGGCGAGUGUUGGGGGGAGUGGCGCCGAGUGGGGGGAAAUGGGGGCGGUGGAGAGCACGGCUGGGAAUGUGUCCAUCGGAGGACUCCACAUACUCCUCCGAUUCGUUAUGGUCGCACAUGAAUAUCCCCUUGUAGUUCCUCUGCGCAUCAUCGCAGAUCUUUCCGGUGUUGGUGCCAUAGCACGUACCUGGCAAGCGCAAGCCCUCACGCUCCUCUUUACUACGCAGAGGAAUAUUGUGACAACCGGAUGGGCGAAACGUACCUUCUUCUCCUUGCUGCUGGGCAAGAACGGAUCUGGGCUUGCGUUGGAAGUCGCUGGAAAGAGCGACGACACCGUCUCUGAGCUGGCGCGGGCGUUGAUCGAAGGAACCGAGGACACGGUUGAAAUAAACGAAGACGAGAACGAGAACGAGAACACGGAUGAGUACGAGGGAAUCCGGCCUGCCGGACUACGGUUACGCCGAGUGUUCAAAUAG
Messenger RNA from Paraphaeosphaeria sporulosa, 1494 nucleotides. RefSeq lists its product as uncharacterized. The record is from RefSeq and is a predicted model, not a curated record. The coding region runs from base 1 to 1494 and encodes 497 amino acids. Lineage: Eukaryota; Fungi; Ascomycota; Dothideomycetes; Pleosporales; Didymosphaeriaceae. The transcript is spliced from 6 exons.